AUGGCCCAUGGCCGGGCCAAAAGACCUCAUCAAAAGGUCAAGACUGGUUGCAUGACUUGCAGAAAACGGCGCAUUAAAUGUGAUGAAGCGAAACCGGCGUGUCGACAAUGCACCGAUUCUCUUCGAAAAUGUGAAGGCUAUCAACCUCCUCAAACAUGGCUGUUCAAACCUCAUCGAAGUCUCGACCAAUCCGACCACAACACCCUCAUUCAAAUCAUCUCUCCCCUGGGCCCCAUGGGCACUGCCAGCGACAAACGAUCAUUCCAGCUCUGGAUCGAGCAGACCGCACCCGUUUUCUCUUGCUACUUCGGACAUUCCUUCUGGACCAAACUCUUGCCUCAAAUUAGCGUGGUCCAGCCGGCCGUCAAGCACCUGCUCCUUGCGACAUCGUCUCUGGUCGAAACCACGACCCUCGAUGGUGUUUCUCUGGAUGAGAACGCGGUUUACCAAUCGCACUAUACCAAGGCCAUUCAGGCAACAUGUUCGUCUCCGCAAAUAGAGAUCGUUUUGACGGCUUGCUUGUUAUUCGCCUGCUGCGAAUUCAUGCAGGGUACCAUCGCCCGUGGUUUACAUCACAUCCAUUCCGGCUUGAAUAUCAUCGAUGAAUGGUCCAAGUCGACUCGAGACCCCGCGGUAAAGACCUCUCAGACCGCACGAUUGAUCAUAGAGGCCAUUGGACCGAUCUUUUUCUCCUAUAUCGACAAGGCCCCGACGUACGGCAUGGGAGACGUCACCAUCAGGGACCGUGCAUGUACCACCCUAAUCGGUCCCAGCUGCGAACUCCCGUGUGUUGGCCAAUUUACCGAAUUUCACCAAGCACAUCACGCCUUGGAUGGUAUUGCUCAUCACAUUGCCAGGAUGAUGGAUUGGAGAAGAACGCCCUGGGCGGCUUCACCACCGCUCAAGAUACACCUGUUGUUGGAAACAUGGCACAUGUCCUUUGAAUCCCUUCAAGCCAAUAUGAUGGAAAGUCGAAAACAACGGCUCGCACAAGCGUUGCAACUGCUGCGAGUCUACUACACCAUGCUCUCGGUCAUGCUUCGGGCUUCGUCCAGUGACACCGAACGGGUCUUCGAGCAGUAUGAGGAGGAAUUCAAAUGGAUGGUGGAUAAAUACGACGAUUUCUCAGCAGCCUGGGCCCAAGAUGAAUCUUCAAAGUUCAUCGCUGGGGUUGGAAAUCUCGGCUACAAUAUGGGAUACAUUCCUCCGUUGUUCUUUACCGCGAUCAAAUGCCGCGAUCCAGAUACACGAGUGGCCGCUUUGAGACAUCUCGGUUCUCUCCAGGUGCUCGAGAACAACUGGACCAGUUGUACGGCAUACUUGAUCGCCCAAAAGAUCAUCGAGGUGGAAAACACGAGAUCUUUCAACAACAAACGUGCUUCAUCAGGAGACGAGCGGAAUCUCAUCCGACCGGUUGAAGCAUUCAUCACCGACGAUCGAACCGCUCAAGCGGGACUUGACUAUGCGACGUUUCCAUAUUCAAGGGAAUCGACGCCUUUACUUCACGAGACUAUUGAUUUGAGGGAGUCUUCUUCUUGUGCGUCAGCGGGGCAAUGGGUACGUUUGGUGGUAUCCCUCUCCCUGCUGAAUUCUGCAUACUGA
Molecule: messenger RNA, 1602 nt
Organism: Rhinocladiella mackenziei CBS 650.93
Lineage: Eukaryota; Fungi; Ascomycota; Eurotiomycetes; Chaetothyriales; Herpotrichiellaceae
Exons: 3
Coding region: 1-1602 (533 amino acids)
Biological process (GO): regulation of DNA-templated transcription
Molecular function (GO): DNA-binding transcription factor activity, RNA polymerase II-specific; zinc ion binding
Source: RefSeq, a predicted model, not a curated record